ACCUCAGUGAUGCGCACGCCCCUUUUGCUAUUUAUUCAUGACUCACGCAGAUGCUUAUAUAAUGGAGCCAUUUUGACAUCUUUCUCAGACGACGCCAAACCACACAAAGAUAAUAAAGAUGUCUGACGAAGGAAAGCUUUUUGUUGGAGGAUUGUGUUUUGACACGGAUGAAACUUCACUGGAAGAGGCGUUUUCCAAGUAUGGCAACAUUGCUAAAGUUGAUGUUGUAAGAGACCGAGAGACUCGGAGGUCCAGGGGGUUCGGCUUUGUGACUUUUGAAAACCCUGAAGAUGCCAAAGACGCAAUGGCUGCAAUGAAUGGCAAGUCUGUUGAUGGCAGGAUGAUCCGUGUGGAUGAAGCUGGCAAGUCGGGAGGAAGAUCUGACCGUGGUGGUGGUGGUGGCUUCAGGGGGGGUUCUGGUGGCUUCAGGGGGGGUUCUGGUGGCUUCAGAGGAGGCAGAGGAAGAGGUGGGCAUGGUUAUUUAGGAGGAGGUGGUGGCUAUGGUGGUGGUGACAGAAGCUAUGGUGGUGACAGAAGCUAUGGUGGUGACAGAAGCUAUGGGGGAGGAGAGAGAAGCUAUGGAGGUGACAGAAGCUAUGGUGGUGGAGGAGACAGAAGCUAUGGUGGUAGCUACAGGAGUGGUGGAGGAUACUCCUCUGGGGGUGGCAGCGGAGGUUACAGAGAGGCCAGGAGUGGUGGUGAAAGUGGUUAUGGUGGCCGCUCUGGGGGAUCCUACAGAGACAGCUAUGACAGCUAUGGUACGUUUGAUGUAGCCUAGUUGCCAUGAUCUCACUGUUGGUAUGGACUAUAAAUGUUUAGUACGGACUGGACAUGAUUGCAUAGACUCCCAGAAUGGCCCUGUAAGACUUGUUGCUCAGUAUCCGAAAGCCUGUGCCCUCUUGGAUUAGCAUGUUAAAAUACCCAGGUCUGCUCAAAAAUCCAGCUCUGCCACCCACCCAGAAGCAGAAAGACAUUUCAGUAUUUUUUUUCCACUGAGUCAGUUUUCUUUUGAAGAGGCAUAAGUUCACGUCCAAUGCCCCUUGCCCUGAUGCUUUACUGUUGCAAUGAGAACCUUAUGAGAACUGUGGCACAAAAUAUGAAUAGGUUCUAGUCUACUGUGUGAGAAAUGUCCGAAUGCUGCAGUGCCUUUACACUUGUGGCUUCUUCUUGUCCUCAGCUACACACGAGUAAAAACAAAAACAAACUUCCUGAUUGCAAGAUCGUCCCUUCGCUGGCUGUUUUUUAAAAGAUGCGCUCUUCGAAGACACUUUUUUUCUUCUGUUUGUGGUAUCUGGUUCUAGUGUUUUCUUUAACAUUCUUGGCAGUAUCUUUAGAUUUUUUUGUGUUGUGUUCUACAGGAUCUGUCAUGGCAGUAAUCCUGUAGCGUUUAAUUUAAUUAUUGUAAGCCUUGACGCUCACUAAGGAUCUUAAUACCUUAAGUUCAGUAUGCCCUUCUGGUGUUGCAGGAAGAGUCGACACAGGGAGAAUCAAAUUUGAUAAUUAAUGGCUUUAUUUGCAAUGAAACCUGUUUCCACCGUUGACUCGUUAUCUGUUCAACACAGCCUGAUAGCUUCUACGACAAAUUCAGUCUUGACCAUGUUCCUGCUCAAUCGGAAGACUCAAAUGUCAGUAGUAAAAUGUUUCUAUUUAAGCUUAUUUUCACUGCCGUUGUGAAUUCUGGACUUUAAAAAAAAAUCUGUGAAAUUUACACUAGAAGCUUGACAAGCUGUGGUGUGCUCCUUCAGUUCUGUAAUGCAUUCCUUUAGUGUAACAAGGUAGGAAUGCAGUGGGAGCACUGGUUUCCAGCAGACCACCUUGAUAUUGCUAAAGAUUUGUAAAUACUCAGUAUCCAAAGAGUGAAUGACUUUGACUGGCGAAACGAUUUCAUUGAAAGGUAUAGGUGUUUGCAGCCUUCUGCAGUUGGCCUAAGGUACUUUGCUCUUCUCAAACGUGCAUAAUGAUGGACUCAACAUUCACGAUCACUCAAUGUUACUACAAGGAUAUGUGCUCUCUGUUCUGUGUACAAACACCCCUAAUUUUUUUGUAUAUCCUGGCUUCAUGAAGCCUAUUAAACAAUCCGUUGAAAAUGCUCUGAUUUCUUGUGCCUUCAAAGAACUUAAGCUUGUUCACACUAAGCCAGCUGAAUGUUAUGCAAUGCGAGUCUGGUAGGGAGAGAUGUCGUAAGUGGGUUGAGAGAAAUGAUAGCAUAGUCUCAGCUGGAAAGGGUAUUCUGAAAGGUGGGAUCUCAUUUUGGAAGGGUGGCUGAAUUAAUACUCAGAAGAUGCUAAAAGAUCUAACCUGAAGCUAGUCAUUGUGCGGGGUUGGGGGGCCUGGGUGUGUUGCAAGCAGAAUAGAAAUGAAAUGUCAUCCUGGUGCUGGCACUGGUUCUUUUAUAAUGCUUCAUUGCGCCCAAGAGCUCUACUAUCGUUUUGGAACUCAACAAAGUCCUUGGAGAAUGAAGUGUUGUGCCUACCGACACGUGAAUCCGCUCUGGUGAAUGCUGCUCUCUUGGCUAGUUCAUAAGUGGAAAUAGGCCAGUAAUGUGAGGUAAAGACUUUUGCUCUCCUGUUCGCAUCCCUCAAAGUUCUCAUUUUGAUGUCCAUCUUAACUGCCUUCAACUUUAACCAACUACCGCUGUCACUUCCUCAGGCCCUAGCCGUUACUGUUCAGAACCCUGAGUUGCAUGAGUACGUCCAGUAGCGUAUCCUGUUUUUUUUGUUGAAUUUUCACCCUGUCCCCAUAGACCAUUGGGACUACUAGACUCUGAAAAUGACCAUUGAGCUUUUGAAAAUUCCUUAACUUGCCAUGGCUCAAAUAUCCCUAGUGUAAAACAAGAUUCUCCCAGUUUUGAUCUGUGAAACUACAAGUACUGUUCUCCCAGUGAUUGCAAAAGAUGUCUUCAUCUUAAAGGUAGACUCAGCAAAAUGAUGUUGUCACAAGCAGAAGUGCAGACAUUGAUUGGGACGCAAGAGACUACUUGGUCACACAAUAUCUGUGCACAGGUUCGCUUCACAGCGUUUUAGCCAGGGCACCAAAACUGAAGUUGUUGCGCCUUGUGCUUCAAUGCGUCUAGUAGUUGUGGAAAUUGACCCACUAUGCUGUUCACUUUCUGCAUGUGCGUCAUAUCGCUGAAUCUACCUAAAUUCUAGACAGCUAUCACCUUUCUACUUUUGCUUGUCAAGUUUAUCACUAUGUAAUUUGUUUUGUGUAAACAUCUUAACGUUCAAUCAACUUUGAUAGGAUAAACACUGUCUAAUGCUGGAAGUUGAUGCUGUUUAGCACAUCUGUAGUUCAUGUUGAUAAUGAUAAGCAAAUGCAUGUCAUAUUCUUGCCCUCAAAAGCUGUACUCAACUAAUUACAGUCUUGUUACUCGAUCAGGUUAAACUAAGCGUUGGAUGGGAAAGCCUGCUUUAACACGGGGUUGGACUUCGACGCUGACUGUUUCGUUCCAGUGCUUCCUUGGAGGUUCACCACAGGAUGGUUUGCCCUGAAACAGCUCCUUGGAAAAUCGUCACCAGGAGAUAUCUUUAAGCCUGAACUAGAGAUGUGCUGCUGAACUGGACUUGUCGUUUAGUCAAGACCUGCCUUGGAAUGGGAGUGCAUAUCUGAACCAGAUUUCAUGUUUACCAAACUGGUUGUCAUUCUGGCGUGCCAAUGCAGCACCUGUAUUACCAGUAUACAUUUUAAUUUUAAUUUCUGAAGUACUCAAAUGAACGUCUUGGAAAUGGAGUGGAUUAAAUCUAUUUUUCAUA
Molecule: messenger RNA, 3752 nt
Organism: Salvelinus fontinalis (brook trout)
Lineage: Eukaryota; Metazoa; Chordata; Actinopteri; Salmoniformes; Salmonidae
Product: cold-inducible RNA-binding protein B-like
Exons: 7
Coding region: 119-778 (219 amino acids)
Biological process (GO): positive regulation of mRNA splicing, via spliceosome
Cellular component (GO): spliceosomal complex
Molecular function (GO): RNA binding
Source: RefSeq, a predicted model, not a curated record